AUGUAUGAAAAAUGUCCUUCUCACAUGCAAUGCUAUACCAUUAGAAAUCAAGGCAUAGUGACACACAAGGGUUGCGCAUCGAAUUGUGCCUCUGUACCGUAUGCAGUUUCAGCAGCACACUGUACGAUGUGUCACCACCGCGACUAUUGCAAUGAUGAGCCAUCACUACCAAUUGGACAAGGCGCGAUCCCUGACUACCAGAAUGGUGGAGAUGGCCAUCAUCACCGACAUCAUCAUAUUGGGGAAGGAGUGAGAGUUGGCUCAUCUGCGGCAGUGAGUUCCUUUGUAACGGGAUUGCUGGCACUGCUUCUGGCACGUUGA
This is a messenger RNA of Haemonchus placei, 321 nucleotides long. Lineage: Eukaryota; Metazoa; Nematoda; Chromadorea; Rhabditida; Trichostrongylidae. The record is from the annotation of a GenBank genome assembly.